AUGCCCCUCCUCCGCUCCCUCACAAACCCCCUCCGCACCUCCCUCGCUGCAAACUCUGCUAGGUCGUUCGUCAGGAUGUCUUCGUCUAUCCCCAUCCCCACCGACUUUAACGCCUGCCUCUACCAGCCUCUGGCUGAGGCCGACCCCGAGGUCCAGGCCAUCGUCGAGAAGGAGACCUGGCGUCAGUUCUCGGGUCUCGAGCUCAUUGCCUCGGAGAACCUCACCUCGCUCGCCGUCAUGGAAGCCAACGGCUCGAUCCUCACCAACAAGUACUCUGAGGGUCUCCCCGGUGCCCGCUACUACGGCGGUAACGAGUUCAUUGACCAGCUCGAGAACCUCACCCGUGCCCGUGCCCUCAAGGCCUUCAACCUUGACCCCGCCGUCUGGGGCGUCAACGUUCAGCCCUACUCGGGCUCGACUGCCAACUUUGCUGCUUUCACUGCCCUGAUCAACCCCCAGGACCGUGUCAUGGGUCUCGGCCUCCCCGACGGUGGCCACCUUACCCACGGCUACUACACCGCCAAGAAGAAGAUCACCGCCUCGUCGAUCUACUUCCAGUCGUUCCCUUACCGUGUUGACCCCACCACCGGCUACAUCGACUACGAGCAGCUCGCUACCAACGCCAACAUCUACAAGCCCCGCCUCAUCGUUUGCGGUGGCUCCGCCUACCCCCGUGACUGGGAGUACGCUCGCCUCCGCAAGAUUGCCGACGGCCAGGGUGCUUACCUCAUGUCCGACAUGGCCCACAUCUCGGGUCUCGUUGCCGCCGGUGAGCAGGCCUCGCCCUUCGAGUUCUGUGACGUUGUCACCACCACCACCCACAAGACUCUCCGUGGCCCCCGCGCCGGUCUCAUCUUCUUCCGCAAGGACAAGGAGGCCGACCUCGAGGCCCGUGUCAACGGUGCCGUCUUCCCCGCUUGCCAGGGUGGCCCCCACAACAACACCAUUGCCGGUAUCGCCGUUGCCCUCAAGCAGGCCGCCGACCCCGCCUGGAAGCUCUACGCCAAGCAGGUCCGCGCCAACGCCGCCGCUAUGGCCGCUGUCCUCUUCAAGCACGGCUACCGCCUCCAGACCGACGGCACUGAGAACCACCUCAUCCUCUGGGACCUCCGCCCCAUCGGCCUCACCGGCUCCAAGGUUGAGAAGAUCUGUGACGCCGUCCACAUCACCCUCAACAAGAACGCCGUUGCCGGUGACACCUCGGCCAUUGUUCCCGGUGGUGUCCGUAUCGGCACUUCGGCCCUCACUUCGCGUUCCAUGACCGAGAAGGACGUCGAGCAGGUUGCCGAGUUCCUCCACCGCGUCGUCCAGAUCUCCCUCACCACCCAGAAGGAGGCCGGCUCGAAGCUCCUCAAGGACUUCGUCAAGGCUUACGAGUCGGGUGAGGGUGAGGCCCCCAAGCUUAUCGCCGAGCUCAAGAAGGACGUCCUUGCCUUCAGCACUUCAUUCCCACUCGCGGGAGUUAGGGAGAGCGCCAACAUCAAGCGCUUUGACUAA
This is a messenger RNA of Apiotrichum porosum, 1497 nucleotides long. It is a transcript of the gene SHM2, whose product is annotated as Serine hydroxymethyltransferase, cytosolic. Gene Ontology annotation, molecular function: zinc ion binding; cobalt ion binding; serine binding. Gene Ontology annotation, cellular component: cytoplasm. The record is from RefSeq and is a predicted model, not a curated record. The coding region runs from base 1 to 1497 and encodes 498 amino acids. NCBI's taxonomy places the organism in Eukaryota, Fungi, Basidiomycota, Tremellomycetes, Trichosporonales, Trichosporonaceae. The transcript is spliced from 3 exons. Gene Ontology annotation, biological process: folic acid metabolic process; L-serine catabolic process; tetrahydrofolate interconversion.